UUGGGAUUUUGGAUACUCUGUGUGUGUGUGUGUGUAUACACACACACACACACACACACACACAUCUUGGAGAUGAGACACUCAGGUCAAAACAUGACAUUUCCUGAUGUUAACGGCUCUGGUACUAGAUAUUCUGUUUAAAAAUACAUUCACUUUGUUAAUCAAUGUAUAACUAUUUGGAGUGGGUAGAGAAAGGAUCAGAAACAUAUAUCAAGACAUCCUUGUGCAACACGAUCAAGGUUUUUAAAAGUUUUGCUAGAUUUUAAUUCUGUUUACAAAGCCCCAAUGAAAGAAAGUGUCAGUAAUUGUACUUCUGUUGAAGUUGUGGCAAAAUAAAAUUGGAAGAGAGCAAGAGUGUUUUGAUUCCUUCCUCUCUAUCUGCUCAUCUAUCUGCCCAAUCUAUGCAUGGGACUACAGAACAGUCAAGUUUCAAGACAGUGGCUGUUUGGUAGAGAAGGGAGACCCAGGUCCAAAUCAGCCAUGAAGCUCAUUGGGAGGCCUUCCAGAGUGGACAAUUUGGCUGGAAAACCAUGAACAUUUCCUACAUCUUUGAGGAAGAGAGAAUCUUUUAAAAGGGAAACAAAUGAGGAAUAUAGUUUGGCAUUCAGAAUUAAGCAUCGGGCCGGCCCUUCUGUUAAACAGGAUGAGUCAGUUGCUUCAGGCGACUGAUUUUUUGCGUGUCAAGGAAGUGCAGGAACGUGUUAGUAACUGCAUGUAUAAUUAUUUUUAUUCUGACUUUAGAGAUUAGAAAUUCGAGUGUGGGAUUUCCUGCCUCACUUGCCAAAAUAAGUACCUUUUAUUUGCCUUGAUUGCGAGAGCAGGGUGCGAUCUGCUUUCCCAGCUCUGGGAAACAAGUUCUCCAAGACUGACCCUCAAGUUCUUAAGCAUAAGAAUGGAGAUCCUUUUGCCUCCUCGUCCUACAUGACAAUGACUCAGAUGUUCACAAACAUUCAAGUGGAAAUAUCUACAGAUGCCCCAUCCUCUUUACCUAAGGGGGUGGGAUAGAGUGUAUUGAGUAAGCAAACAGGUUUAAGACUUAAGCUAUUUUAUUUUAUUGGGCACCCAUUUUAAGAUAGACUUAUUUGAUUUGCAAGCGAGGAAACAUUGCAAGUGUUCAAAGGCCUAUGAUUGUCAUUUUGCAAUUUGUGAAAGGGGCUGGGGAGGAACAGCUUCCCUGUCUGCUCUGCUAUGCCUUGUGUUGCAAGUCGCUCAGGUAACAGGUGUCUGGUUGCCCAGUCAGUGUUCUAAAGGAUGACUUCAUAGGGGUGGAGCUUUGCGAGGCUGCGAGGUGGCAGUCAGGUGAACCAGGUAAAAGAAGUGAACUUUGGCAGGUCUUUGAAGGAGACCGCUCAUAACUAAGAAGCAGCUUCCUUCGUCCAAGCAACAGGCAGCAAGCACAACACUCCAGAAUCUUAACUUCUAAGCAAGUGGGGUGAGGAAGGGGAUCUCAUCUAGAUAUGGAAACCAAAGAUCCCUCUCAUGGAAAAGAAAGCACGGGAGCCAAGAAAAAGAACCUGACCUUCUUAAGUCACAGGCUGUACAUGCUGGAAAGGAGGAAGACCGACACGGUGGUGGAGAGUAAUGCUUCUGGGGACCACAACAGCUCUGGGACGUUGAGGAGGAGUCAGUCUGACAGGACUGAAUACAGCCAGAAAUUACAAGAAAAAAUGGCACCCCAAGCAGGUUCCUCAGGACCCAUUGGUUCACCCCUGGAAAAUGAAGAAGAGCUGAACAGGCGGAUGAUGGCACGAAGGCAAAAGAUCAUCGCCGAAAUGGUCCAGACAGAAAGAGACUACCUCAAUGAUCUGGAACUAUGCAUCAGGAUAGUAGUGGAGCCCUUGAGAAAAAAACAGAUUACUAGGUUUGACGUGGAUGGCUUAUUUAGCAACAUCAAAUCUCUCCAUCAAAUAUCAACCAAACUGCUGUCAUUAUUGGAAGAAGCGACGACGGACGUGGAACCGGCCAUGCAAGUAAUUGGGCAAGUGUUUGUACAGAUUAAAGAUCUGAUAGAAGAAGCAUAUAAAGUUUACUGUUACCAAAAUGAUGAUGCCCAUGUCCUGCUGGAAUCUUAUGAAAAAGAUGAAGAGCUGAAACAACAUAUAAGAGAUUGUCUCCAGUCCUUAAAAAAGAUCUAUGAAGAAGGAGGAAAGUCAAACCUACUGGACAUGGGAUCUCUGAUGAUAAAACCAAUACAACGAGUGAUGAAAUAUCCAUUGUUACUCUGUGAACUCUUGAAUACAACACCCAUGUCUCACCCAGACCACCGAGCACUGCAGGAUGCUUUGGCUGCUGUGAAAGCCGUGACUAUGAACAUCAAUGAACUUAAAAGAAGAAAGGAUAUAGUGUUGAAAUAUAAGAAAAAUGAUGAAGAUGAAUCUUUGAAAGAGAAAUUUUCAAGACUAAAUAUUCACUCAAUUAGUAAGAAGUCCAAAAGAGUCACGGGUCACCUGAAAAUUUUGACUGGAGGAGAACUUCAGGUGAAAGAUGAAACUUUUAAUAAGGAGGAGAAGUUGUUCAGAAGUUUAGAAAAAACGGUCAAAUUGUGUGUGAAGAAUAUUUCAUGGUCGCUGCAGCAGUUGAAGGAUUCUAUACUUUUGGCUGCUACAUGUGAAACUGAACUUCACAAGCUUUUACAUGAGAGAGAAAUUGAGGAAACCAGCUCUUCGGAAUCACCGAUUAAUGCUGCAAACACCAAUGAAGGAUUUACAAAUCAAGUCAACAAGAUGGUGUUGGCCCCCCUGUCCACAUUACAGGCCCUGUUCCUGGGGCCUCAGAAGCUAAUCCAGAAGAGGUAUGACAAACUGCUGGACUAUAAUAGCUGCCAUCCAAAGACACCAGGGGAUGAGAAGGAUCUUGCCAGAAGAGAAUACGAGGCUCUCAAUGCUCAGCUUGUGGAGGAGCUGCAGAUAUUUAACAGGGCAGCAAAGAGAAUUGUGAUAAAUUGCAUGUGUUGCCUUAUCACUCUCCUGAAGGAUAUGACUUCAUCCUCACUACAGUCUUUUUCUGGGAGAGAAUCCCUUAUAACACUCUCUUCUCCUAGUAUCACUGAGGUUCAACAACAGGUACUUGAAGAGGUACACAAUCUUAAUUUUGUCAAAGAAACCAACAGUAUAAAUUUCAUUGAGAGAAAGCUAAGCUUUGAAAAAAAGAAGUGCACACCUCCCCAGCCUGAAUUUCCACGUCAGACUGAAAACCACAGGUCAGCCAUAAUGUCUACAUACAAUUCAGACUUGCUGUACCAAGCCAAACGCAAAUACAAUGCCACACAGGAACUGGAUAUUGAUCUGUAUGAAGGAGAAGUAAUCGCUGUAGUAGAGCAAAAGGAUCCAUUUGGAAGUACCAGCAGAUGGCUUGUUGACACUGGAUUUUUGAAAGGAUAUGUUUAUUCCUCCUUCCUGAAACCCUACAAUCCAGCAAAAGCACAGAAAGAUGCUGGGGAAACUGGUCUUUGUGAUGGCGAUUUUGAUAAUAUCAGCCUUUUUGUAUCUUUGCAUCAACUGGAUGACAACAACGGCAAGCCUCUUGGACACAAGAGAAGUGGCAGCAGCUCUUCUCAUAGUAGCCUUAGUGAAAAGAUAUCCGUUAAUGGGACAGACGUGGAUACCUUUUAUGAAGAUGACCAACAGACUUUCUAUGCAGUUCAUGCAUUUCAAGCAAGGAGUCAGCAGGAACUGAGUCUUCAGGAGUACCAGCGAGUUCGAAUACUUCGUUUUUCUGAUCUGAGUGGCAAUAAAGAAUGGUGGUUGGCUGAAGCAAAAGGACAAAAAGGAUAUGUACCAGCUAAUUAUCUGGGGAAGAUGACAUAUGCAUAGGUUUCAGAGACUUCCUUUUCCAGAACAUCAGUGCCAGACGUUUUGUUUUGUUAGCAACAACUAGGCAUGCCCUAGCGUUUUCUGUGUUCCUGAACAUUGAUUUUUUAUUUAUGCCUGUGGGAAUUAGAUUUGGCCAUCUCCAUAAUGUCCAUAUCCAGUAAAUGUCCAUUGUGCUUUGAGACAGCAGCUAAGGAGUGCGGUUGUGAACCAGUAGAACCCAAAGCACAUCAUGCCACUCUGGCUAAUCUCCUCUUAAACAUCUAUGGAAUUCACUAACAGGGCUUCUUAAUACUGCUGCCAAAUAACUAAGCACAUAUAAAAUAUUUCAGAAUUUUUGAAUUAUAGAAACUAACAUUAAUUGCCUAUAUGCUGAACUAAGUAAAUUUGUACAAUUUGGAGAGCAAACAAAUCAUUGAUUUUAUCCUCCAAAUUAAGAGCUAGCAAAGAGGAAAGCUUUCAAAUAUUCUCUAAGACAUAUCUUGCAAAACACAGAAUUCACUGAUUAUUAUCCUCAAUAUAUUAGAAGCUUGCAAAGUAGAUAGAGAGCACUGGGGAUAGUUUGAAUAUAUUUUCCAAGAUAUGUUUUGCGAAACACAGAACACCUAAUCACCUGACAAAGAUCAGGCCAAAAAAGCAUUCCUACUACUUCAGCAAGAAGAGGUCUUCAGCAAUCAUUCAAAAUGCAUAAAAUCACAUUUGACUACAUUAUAUGAUGACAAACAUAUGCAGGUUAUAAGAAUAACUGGAUAUUUAUUCAUCAGUCCCACCCUUUCUCACUUCCUUCUGAGUUGCAUGAGCUCAUAUGCAAACCCUUAUGUUUCUCUUGAAGAUGAACAUCAUGCAUUUUGAGUUUUUGUUAUUUUCUGCCACAGUGGAAUGCUCACACCAGUGUUGUUCUUGUGACAAUAAAGGUCACAGUAGAUUUGUAAACAAUACCUCUCUUUCAAAUUAAGAAAGUUAUGGAAUGAAAUACAAUCUUAGAACUUUUGUUUAGCUCUAAUGGAAUCCAUGCAGGUUAAUGGGGAUCAUGUCUUGAGUUGAUUGCUCCAUUAUGUUGCACUACUUUUUGUUUAUAUGAAGAGUUUGUAAAGAAGAAAAAUGAAUCCUUUAAUGGAAAGAUUUCUCACCCCCUCCUUUCAUCAUGCUUUUUAUCAAAACCGCUAAAAUAGCUCUCUCUUCCAGCAAUAGCUGAAUUGCGUGGAAAGCACGUAUGAUGAAGCUUUAUCACAUUAGAAUGUAGAGGCCUGGAAACGGGACAAGUAUUUGAUUAUUGUAUUUAUUAAUUUGUUGUGAUGUUUGAAUCAGAGAACUGUUGCCUUGGAAGCAAAUGUAUCUAAAAAAGCAUAUCACAGAUAGCAAUGAUUUUCAGGAUCUGUCUUGAGGUAUCUGGUAUUCCACAUCAUCUACUUAGUUGACAGAAAGGUCAUUCAGCAGAACAGCUCUCCUUCUCUCCAUAGAAGAGAUGCCCAAUAAAUUAGGUUUGGAAGAGGAGGAAGCUAUGAUUCUGGCAGUAGUAUCAACAUCGUAAAUUGGAAUUGUGAAUAUAGAACAAUUACAAAUGAGUUAAUCUAGGUAACGGUUUGCUACUUAGGACUUUAUCACAUGAGGCUGUCCAAAUGUGAUUGUAGCAGAAUGAUUGUGAGUGCCAGAGUAACCUAUUGCAUGACAUCAGUUUUUCCCCAUUGCAGUUUCUUUUUACAUUGUUCGUAUUGCACUUUUGUCUGUUGCACAUUUCCCCAGUGUUUAUUGUCAUUAUCAUAACUUCCCUUAAUAUAUAAACCAGUGGUUUCCAACCUGUGGUCUGUGGAUCACCAGUAGUCCCCAAGAACUAAAUUAUGGUCCACAGCCUCACCAUUACUACACCAUUGCAACGAGAGCGACUGGUCUCACGAAACCCUCUUAUAGUGCCGAGGGAACGGGGAUGUUGAGAGAGGAGAGGCUGACUGCCCAUAAAAGGCAUGACAACAAGCAUCCUGACUGCUGCUUCUCCUCCUCCCUCCCUCCGAGUGGAGCCAUUCCAUGUGGCACAUGGAAGCAGGAGCAUCUUGGUGCCUUCAUUUUUAGGCCUGAUCCUGGGGUUAUUAGGGUUGCUGAUAAAGAAAAUUGCAUUGUAUAGACCACAUCAGCUCUAGAUGAUUAAAUAUAGUUUUCUGUCGGGGAGCAGAUGGUGACUACUGGAUCAGAAACUAGAGCUGAUGUGGUCUAUCCAAUGCAGUUUUCUGAAUCAGCACCCCAAAUAACCAAACCAAAUCUAAAGUUGACCAAAAACUGAUUUGUAAGUCUUUUGGUAUUAAUGUUGGAGAGUGGUCCCUAGUCAAAGUGGUCCUUGGUCAAAAAAGGUUAGGAACCACCAAUAUAGAACAUCAGCUGCAUAAGAAGAGUAUCCAUUCUUUUGGCAAUAGAAGCGUUGAUAAAUGCAGUUUUUGUCAGGUUUGUGGGGACCAUGUUUUAGCUCAUACUGGCAACAAAUAUCUAGUAACAUGUUGAGGCAACUUUGCCUCAUAGAUGUCUUUUAAGUCACAAAACACUUAGUUUAGACUUUUUCAAACUAAGUUAUUUUAAAGCUAUGUAAUGAAAAUGUAGUAAAGGUAAAGGUUUUCCCCUGACAUUAAAUCUAGUCGUGUCCGAAUGUACAAGUCUCAUAAUUGUUUCUCAGCCAUUAACACAAUAUAAAAUAUUUAUUUUCUCAGUAUUCAUUCUUAUGAUGGUUUUUUUGCAUUAUGUAUGUCAGAAGAUAAAUAUACUUGAUCAUAUUUAUUUAUUUGUAAUAAAAACAAUGAAUAUCAAAAUUAACUUAAUUGCUGGAACGAUUAGAUUCUAGGAGUUUCUUCUACUUUAGAAGCUGCAGAAGGCAAACAUGUAGGUUUUUUUUUUUAUAACUGGAGCAAAUGAGAAAGUAUGGGAAUGUCCUAAAAUAGUGCUACAAAAAAGCACUCUCAGGAUCUCCCAAUCCAAAAUAAUAUACGAAUAUUGUCAAUAAAUGUGAUAAUGUGAAGUCGCUUUGUACUGAAGAUUGCAUUUGAAGGUUUUAAAGUAACAUCACAAAAUAUUUUAAUACUCUGAUGGCACAUGAAGAGUCUAAGCUGUGCAGAGAUUCAUUCAUUCAUUCACAAUUUGUAUUGAUACCUCUGUGUGAUCUUUUUAACCAACAAUAAUGUUUUUCCAUUGAAAAAGCUUUAUCAAAGCACAAAAAGUUGUUACAACUGCGAAUACGUAAGGACAAAGCUCUGUGAUUAAAGAUUGAUCGUUGUAAAUUGCUGUACAGAAGUAUCUGUGACUUGAAGAUAUUUACUUUUAAAUUACCUAAUAAAUAUAUAUAUUUUUACAAA
Molecule: messenger RNA, 7141 nt
Organism: Anolis carolinensis (green anole)
Lineage: Eukaryota; Metazoa; Chordata; Lepidosauria; Squamata; Anolidae
Gene: arhgef38
Product: Rho guanine nucleotide exchange factor 38
Exons: 14
Coding region: 1458-3812 (784 amino acids)
Cellular component (GO): cytoplasm
Molecular function (GO): guanyl-nucleotide exchange factor activity; protein binding
Source: RefSeq, a predicted model, not a curated record